Messenger RNA from Paramuricea clavata, 10001 nucleotides. Lineage: Eukaryota; Metazoa; Cnidaria; Anthozoa; Malacalcyonacea; Plexauridae. The record is from the annotation of a GenBank genome assembly.
CCGCCAUCUUGAUUAUACAAGUUUGUCUCGGAAAAGUUUGCUCUCUGAACUGUUGCUUUGAAACCGUUUUUUCACGAUUAAUUUUAUGGUUAUCAUCUGUUUUUCUUCAUAGAAAGGUAAAUUUUUAUAUAAAGGAGCCAUUCCAGCUAUUUAAUUAAAGGUAAAAGUAAAAUAAAGUGUACAUUUUUGAGCAACCGACACGGUGAUAUUUUGCCGUGAUAUUGGUUGCUUGUGCACGUGGUUUUGAUAACCAGAAAUAUUAUUUCAUGUUAUUGUGCUAAAAUAUGCAAAGCACUGUGUAUGAUGGUUGUAGUUCAGAAUUUGACAUAUAACAUGACUGUCAUAACAUAAUACGCACUUGUUUUGCCGUUUAUAAGCAUUUCAUUGUGGCUUAUAGACUUUCACCCAAGUGCCAGAGAAUAAUGGGGAGAAUUAUUAGCAGUUUGCCUUUUGUAAUGGCUGACUGUCAGUCAUCUUCCUGACAUUUACUGUGUUAAUUAAUGUAGAUUAGUGAAACAGUGGUUUGGUGUAGCAAGUAAAAAUCAUCUGGUAUUAGACAGAGUAAAAUAAUAAAGUAGAGUGUAUUAGGGGAGCAUAACAACCUAAAUGGGUUAACUAGACACUUGGGCAGAUAGUCUGUUUAACCCAUCGAGUGCCAGUCUCUCCUCUUGACAAGUACAAUCAUCUAGUCUGGAAAGUUUGGAAAUUGCGUGCCAGAGAUCUCAAAAAUUUAAAGGUAAAUGUAUAGAAAGCAUCCAAAUUUGUCCGGCCGAUAUCUCCGCCGCGCGAUACAAACUUUCCACACUGGCUGGUGUUGACAGAAUAGGUGGUAUGCAAGUUAUGUGACCAUCAGUCUGUCACCAUGUUGGAUGACAUUGACAAAGGAUUCUGCUUGUUUGCAAUGCAAAUAUCACCCAACAUGGUGAAAAUCUCUUUGUCCUUUGAAUCCCAUGGGAGUGGUUGCACAUCACCUAUACACAAAUAAGGCAGGGUGCACCAUAACAAAAUCAAAAGAAUCCUACAACUUUAUGUUCUAUUAUUAUAGGAGCGUUUUAUAUAAUUGGUACCAAUAAGAACCACCAUGAGUUCAGACAGACAUGAAGACAGGAAGGACCGUGAUCAUAGAACUGGUCGACCAAAUGACACAAACCGCAAUGACAGUAAAUCCAUCCGUUGCCGAGUAUUUGUUGGCAAUUUAGCAACAGAGGAUCUUUCUCGGCAAGAAUUUGAAGAAGUCUUUUCAAAGCAUGGUCGUGUUAUUGGUUGUUCUGUCCAUAAUGGUUAUGGUUUUGUCCAGUACGAGAAAGAAAGCAGUGCAGAUACAGCUGUUGCAAAACAACAUGGUACCACAAUCAAGGGAAAAAGAGUUGGUAUGUAGUUACAGUAACAAGUCAUUAAAUAUCUCAAGUUUUGACUUACCUCCAACUGAAUGCUACUGUUUACACUCCUGACUUACCCAGCUCACACUCAUUGAUCUGUGGGUUUCCGGUUUCCCCACCCUACCUGAACCAGUUCAAAGUCGAUGAUAUUUGAUGAGAGUUCAUAGGAGUCGAUGAGAGUUGGCAGUCAAACGCGAGCAAGAGUUGCAACUCUUGUUAACUCUCACCCUCAUUUGACCGAUGCUUAAGUCUAUACUAAAAAGGUGACAUUGAGGCUGCCAUUGAUUGAAACUUAAUUUAUCUUUAGAUGUAAAUUUGGCAGGUGAUAGAAGAAAAACAGAAAAACGACGUCCCCCACCUCCUGCUGGAAGAGGAAGGGGACAUCCUGGUGAUCGACCACGGUAAUAACUUGUGCUUGUGAUGUUAGUCCUCAAAUAAUCAUGAGAAAUUCACAAGAAAUUUAAUUUUCCAUUAAUGGGUUUAAGUUUUGAAUGGUUUUUAAAGAUUUACCAUCAAGAAACCAUGGGGACACUGAACUCUUACCAUUCAUGGUAAAACUGAAGUUUUACCAUUAUUGAUUAUUAUAAGUUCCCUGAUCGUAACCAAUGAUGUUUAAUUAUUUAUCAUUGCUGGUAUUUCAAAAUAUUUUCCUGUGGAAAGUAGUCUAAAUUGUAUAUAAAUUUUUGUUCAAAAAUUGGCAUAUAUUAAUAGUCUUAUAGCUCACAUUUGGUGCACUUGUUUUGCCGUUUGUAAGUUGUGUAUGGUUAGCUUACAAACUUUCACCCAAGUGCAAGAUAAAAAUAGGGAGAAUUAUUAACAGUUUGCCUUUUGCAAUGGCUAACUGUCAGUCGUCUUCCUGACAAUUACUGCAGGGUUUGGUUUUAAUGGGUUUUUGAAAUAGUGAAAAAUGCAGAUCACUUCUCCUUUGAAUAGUGUGCAAACUUUACUUUCCAAAUUAAGUCCAAAUUUUGCUUUGUAUUUUUGUUACCUAUAUUAUUUUUGUACUAAAAGUUUGUAAAAAGAAGAGUGUCACUGAAAUUCUUUUAGAACCUGCAAUAGAAAGUAACAGUUGCCAGACUAUUUUACUUGCCAAAGGGAGAGCCCCAUAGCUCAAUGGGUAACCUGAAGUUCAGGCCCUAUUACAGAAUAGGGCCUGACACAAAACCUAUCUAAACUGUGGGAUUCCCGUCCACCUGGUGGACGGGAAAUCUGAUUGGUUGAUCAGCAUCAUGAAGGAUUUUGAUUGGUUGCAAGUUUACAUAAACAACAGUUUUAAAAAUAGCUCGGUCAAAGGCAACAAUUAAUAAUAUAAAGGUCAAACGCACGUAACAAAUUCCAUUAUUGAUUUCUUCGAAUUUCUUUUCUUUUAUGCUUUAUGGCAGAAACAAACAAACAGUAUUUUGAAAGGGCUUUAUCAAAAUCUUGGACGAAUUUUGGAGACACGAUGCUGAAAGAACAGCCAAACUAGUCGUGUAUUCGAAAGCUUGUUGUUGACAGCCAAGCCGUUCUGCCAACUGGCUUCGCCGGCAAAAGUCUUAUUUUUAAUAUCAGGUCCUACAGGCGUUGUUUUCUGAGCUACAUCGCCUUCUUCGUGGUACGAUUGAGAAAUUCAUUGUUGCUGUUGUUAGCCCGUUAGAGUAUAUCCGCAUCCAGCAAGUUGAGAAUUGAAACCAUGAGAAAGCUUGGCAGUCAAGCCGUGCACAGAACUGACUAAUUAAAUAUUUGUUUGCUGUUCGGUUAAAUAGAGAAAUUGACUCUUUAUAAUUAUAUAAAAGUACCUUGAAUUUUUAAGUUUAAUUAUAAAGCAAAAUGCAAACUCUGCGAACAUGUUCAUGAGAAUAUAAUUUUUUUGUGUAACGAAAUCUACAACACUUGUCAAUCAUAUUGCAUGUUGUGUCUAAAAAUAACAUGUGGGCGUCCCACAGUCUAGAUAGGUUUUGUGUCAGGCCCUAUUUCAAAUUAGGGCCUGAACUUCAGGUUACUCAAUGGGUUAAUCAGACUAUCUACAUGUACCCAUGUGCAGGCCUUAAAAUAUCUUUUACAGGGCCGUCUGACAAAAUGUCCGGUGACGUUGAGUUUGGGUCGGACAUAUGUCCGAUGACCUUCAGUUCAGUUUUGGCUCGGAAAUAAGUCUGAAUGACACAAAUUAAUAAACGGUAAUUGUUGUAAAGAUAUUAAAUAAUUAGUUUCUUUCAUACUUAUUUCCAAGCCAAAAUUAACUUGCUUGCCAGAACAGCAGUGUUAAAAAAAGACUUCUUCGACAACUUAAGCCCGUUUUCCACUUCACCAUUUCGCUCGCCGCCCCGCGCUCGACUACGUUAAAACAACAUUUCCAGUUCCCCUUUUAUACAAUAGUACUCUGAUUUUCCAUUUAACAUACAAGCCUCUAGUCGUGGGCUAGGGUAUAUUUGAUUUACGUCGGACAAAGCUACAGUUUGGUCGGACACCAAUUCACUUGGGUCGGACAAACAAUAAACCUCAGUUUCACUUUGGUCGGACAGAAUGUCCGGUGGUUUCCUCUCUACGUCAGACAAUUUCAUGAAUGGGUCGGACAAUGUCCGUGACCGACCGAUAUUUUAAGGCCUGAUGUGUUUAGUUAACUUAAGUUGCAUUAUGCCCCAAUGCACCCUAUUUUAUCAUUUUAUUCUAAUGCCAGAUAAUUUUACUCAUCAAGUGGAGAGUGCUAGCGCUCAAAUAUGUCAGUCAGAUAACAAUAGGGGCAUUCCAUGUAAACAAUACACUACAAUUAAUGCCUACUUCGAAUAUAUUCUUGUCAGUGACCGUUCACCAUCACCAAAAGGAGGCAGACAUACAGGUGAUGAUCCGUUUGCAAUACCUGGCUACAGAGAAGCUCGAGAUCGCUACAGAGAUGAACAUUCUGAUCCUGAUAGACCUGCUGACUCUCCAUAUGGAAGACCACAUGAUGAGGUGCCAGCCAAGAAGUUAAGGCCAGACUAUGACUUUGCCCCACUCUCCCGAGAUCCUAUUCCACCACCCAUUGGCAAGCCUGUUGAGGCACCCAUUGAUUGUGAAAUUAUUAUAAUCAACAAACAGCAAAUGUAUGUUUGAUAAUUUGAUUUUAGUAUUUUUUUACUGAUUGAAUGCCCAUAUGACACUGAUUUUCUAAAAAUAUAUGUAUUCUGUUUAUGAUUUCCAGGGCAUAUGCAGAAUCUGUAGAGAAGAAAUUAAAAUCUCAUGGUUUGGUUGUGGAGUGUGCUCACUUGCCUGAAACAGUUCCACUUCUUGAUGAAUUAGACGAUGCAUCCAAACGUGGGGUACUGUUUGGAAUCAUUAUAAGUAGCCAACAUGAAGUACAUCGUUCUGUAACGGUUCAUAUCUUACAUGGAACACAACAAGGUAAAUUUUGUGGUCAUGUGAAUUGCACAUGGGCAAACAUAUGCAGUCACAUGAUAAACAUAGUGAUUGAAUGUAUGAAUGAUACACAAAACUUAUUCAGAAUGAAUAUAUUAUGGAAAAGUUCUAACUUAGCUGGAUCCCCAAAAUGUAUGAUCCCCAGUCAUUUUGGAUUUAACAUUAUUGUUAGGGAGUUGUUAUCCAUUAUUCCGGACCGGGAGUGCAAACCUAGAAUAAAAAGGUGGCACUUUCCUUCAGAAAAAGUCCACAUCAACCAGUCUAUACUAAACUUUGCCAAAUUUAUGGCAUUUUUGACAAAAGUAUUAGAUGGGAGUAGAGGGGUGUGUCCUCUCUAAUAAAUGAGCUGUGAUGCGCCCUGGUUUGAAAAUGUUUACAAUCGCUCAUUAGUUUUGUGUUGCUUUAUAUGGUGUCGAUUUAUUUUACCUUUUUGAUGCAUUUUCUGAACUGUUUUGCAGCCAAUUUCGUAGGGCUACCGGCUACGGUAAUUUUCUAUUUUUUUAAUGUGAAUUUUGCAGUUUUUAUGUCAAAUGGGUUCUACAGUUUGUCACUUUUGUGGUUUUGAAUUUUUAUGGUUAAUGUUCAUUGUGUGCAUUUUGGAUAUUAAUUCGAAGCAGAGUUCCAACCUUGAAUUUUUCAUACUUUGAGGGAAUUUGCAAGGAAUUUAAAUAUCGUAGGAACGUUUUUCGGUAUUUUUUCCCGUUUUUUGAUACGUUUUGAUAUAUUCACUUUUUUUGAACUUUUUGUUUUCAACACAUUUUAACAGAUUUUUGAAUUGCAAUACAGGAAGCAAUCUUGUGUGCCUGUAGAUUUUUACUUUUGUAUUUUGGCCUUAUGAAUUGCCUUUUUAUGACAGUAUAUGUUUGUUUUGGAAUUUUUUCGAAAAAGCUUUGCAUUUUUUUUGGGAAGAACUUUUUUGAGAAGAAGUGAAAUUUGUUGAAGCCAAUAUUUGGAAGGCAUUUGAAGUUUGAAAUUUUGUUCUCAGAGACAAUCCAUUUUCAGGAAACUUUUGUAAAAUAUUGGAAAGUAAUUCCUGCGAGUACUGCUUUUUAUUUUCUGUGAGAUUGGGUUCAAAUCUUCACCAAGUCUAUGGAAGAAGGUAGCCAACGCUCGGCUGAAUGUCGUGGCUUUCCCUCGCAUUCUACUGCAAGAAAUGUUAUUGUUAUGAACAACACCGUGAGGUGAUUAAGGUAGUGGUGGGCCAUACUAUCGAAAAAGUAUCGAAAUCAUUGAUACUUACAAAAGUAUCGAUACUUUCGAUAUUCGCAAAAAGUAUCGGUAAUUCGAUACCACUUGAGCCUGCGAUCCAAUCGCUUAAUAUUUCAUGAAGGCAACAGACUGAAGGCAAAAAAUGUUGACAUGAUGCUGUUCUCAAACAAAAACAUGUAGCUAAUUAGCAAUAUAUUUAAGGAAAACAUUGAACACGUUGAUAUUGUUUAGAUUUAAAAUCAUAAGAUACAAAUGUUAUGUUCGAUUAUUUGGCAGGUACUCCAGUUAGAGUAUUCUUUGAUUUGUUAACAUUAAUGUUCUUGUUUUAAAAGUUAUUUUAAUAAAUGGAAAGAAUUGAGUAUCGGUAUCGAUUUUGGUAUCGGUAUCGACCAAAAUUCAUGGUAUCGGACUGGUAUCGUAUCGAAACCAAAAAAGCUGGUAUCGCCCAUCACUAGAUUAAGGCAUUUCUCAAUAUAAAGAUUGUUAUCAUUAGGGUGGCUCAAUUUAGGAGACAAGCAUAGGAAAAUUUCGGAUUUACGUCUGGCUUGUACAGAACCAAUUUUUUUAAAGGUACAAUGUAAGUGUUAAGGCAAUUAUAACAUAAUGUUGAUGUACUGAUGUACAAGUAGUAAACCCCCAAUGCCUGAAGAGUGACCACAUUCUGUAAAUGUAAUAAUGUCGAACAUUGCUAACGAGUUUUGCUUCAAUUUUUCUCCAGAACACAGAAAUAUGCCUUUAGAGGACGCCAUUCUUCUUGUUAGUCGUAAUUUUGACACGUAUAUGCAAGCUCUUCGAGAUCGUGAGCUUAGGCCGGCUCUUCCUGCCGACCCGCAUGCGCCGAAGAAGGGGUACCCUGGUACCCCCGGUGCCGUGAGCUCGGUCGUACCUUCGCCAUAUUCUCGCGAGGUUAGCACACUUUUGAACAUCGCCGCAGACGGAAGACCUCUGACUGUUGAUGAAUAUACUUUGGUGAUUGACGAGUUUACCAAGCUUCGGAAUGAUUUACUUAAAAAAGAAGGAAGAGUGCCACCCUCUCCUGCAGGUAGGUGAUAAUCAUUUUGGUUUUGUAGAAAAUACCAUCAAAAUUUUUUUUGGAGAAGCUACCAUCUGUGAUACCCGAUGUUCCUCGGUGAAAAUAUAGUAGUUGUGUUGGUCAUCUCCCAGAACGUGUAAUAGUCUACCCCUAAUUUUUCGUAAAUAUUUUUUGCACUUUUUGUAAGUAGUAAAAUGAUUUAUAGAUUACCUUAAUCUGAACAGGGAAAGUUCCAUCAUUAUUAAAUGUCAAUAAUUCAUAAUUUAAUUGGGUUGGAAAAUGUUUGGAUCCUUAAGUAAUGAAAGAGAAUAAAAUUUAAAAUAUCCACACUGGAACACUACUUUCGAGUUGAAGAUUUCAUUUAGUAUAUUGUGUACAUUUUAUUGAAAUUUAAUCUUUAAGAUUGAUGGAAAUUAAAAUUAUAGAUAUUAUAAAGCAGAUGACUACAUUUUUGCUAAAAGUUGUAAUAAGUGCAAGCUACAGUUAAAACGUAAAAUAUGCGUGGAAGAACUUUUAUUAAUUUAUUGGCGGUAAGACUAGGGUAGAAAUAGGUGUUCUUAAAACGUAACUCAUGUGGGCACAAAAAUGACUGGUUUAGAGAAGAUAUGGAUUGUUUCAACAUUGUUUGGCUAUGCAGUAAGUAAAAUCAAGCAGGUAUGAUUUAUUACCUUUCAAAUACGAGGGCAUUUAUGGCAAAAAGGGCCUUACCACCUAAUGGAGUUUAUUGGAGUAUUUACCGAGUAAAUACACCUUAAAUAUUAUACAGACACUUUUCGCACUAAUUUCAGAUUAGAAAUAUCUAAUUUAAUAUGAUAAAGAUUGGCGUUGAGAGGCUUUUUGUACACUAUACGACUAGGAAAAUAUAAAUUUUCCGAUGUGUUUAAUGUUCAAAAAAUUCAUAUGAAAUCGUAUACGACUGUUUCCUGGUUAUUAAUUUGGUUGUAAAUUUGGUGACAAUGUAAUAUGUGAUCUGUAAUGAUCAAUAAGUCGAUCAAUAUAAUGAUCAAUAUUGCGUUAUAGUGAUGGGUGUUUUUCGUUGCUAACCAGUUUGAAUUAUAUUCUCUCUAGGUUCUGCUUACCAGCCUUAUGCCACUGACCCACAAUCGAUUGCUCUACAACAGGCCGAACUUCAGGCGAAAAUUCUGAGUAUUCUAAAUCCAAGCACAAAACUAACCACAGAGAACAAGCCAACUUCCAAUGACGGAGCAGUUGCCAAUUCAAAACCCUCUAUCCCAGUUUUGACACCAUCGAACAGCGCAUCAAAUGCGUUCAAGGCCCCAAGUGCGCCUGCGCAAAACCCACCGCAAUCCCAAACAAGUAAUAUCAUUGGUAUGGCUUUAUCAAGUAUGCGCGGUGGGGCAACAUCCCAGAGUGGAACCCCUACCCACACCUCUGCUCAGGGGUCAACUGCAAACCCCUCCUAUCCAGGUGCAAAACUUUCUUAUUCUGGUGCAGGCUCUUAUUCUGGCUAUCCUUCACCCACUGGUCAGUCAUGGUCGCAGGCUCAUUAUCGUAGUCCAGCUCCCAGUCCCUCGCAACAUCGCGGACCAGCUCCCAGGCUCUCUCAACAUCGCGGACCAGCUCCUAGUCCCUCUCAACAAGCGCGGCCAACCGGAAGUCCUGGAUACCCAAGAUACCCAGGGGCAGGACAAAUGAACAAUCGUGGUGGGUAUCGUGCCAGUUAUCCAAACAGUUACCCACCACAAGCAAGAUAUUAGACACUCGUGUUUUAUUUCGAACUCCUAGCUUGGGGAGAGGUCCUUUACAUUAGGAGACCAAUUGUUGAAUUGGAGUUGUGUUCCAACAACAUGCUCCUAUGCUUCCAGAUAUUUGUUAAAACAAGUUCCAUUUUACAUGGAUAUUAUCUGGAAUGCUUGUGUUCCAAGUUAUUUUAUGAUGUUUUUAAACACGAAAGGCUUUUGCCUGUAUAGUCAGGAAGGAAAUUCGCAAUACGUAACAAAUAUACUAACCAUAUCACAUAUGCUUUUAUUGGGAUUUGGAAUGUAUUUUACUAUCACUCAAUCUAAUGUUUCAAUGUAUAUUUUCAGAUGUUUUUAAUCCCAUGCUUUUGCUGGUAUUUUGACUUUCUAUAAAGUAUAACCGUUUCCUUCUACUAUAUGCCGUUAUUGGUAUUCUGUAUGUUGCAAAGUACGACGCUGACCCGGAUCGGCGACCACUGGUCAACAAAGGGGGACUACAGAAAAUUUUUUUAAAAUUCAAAAAAUGCCUCAACCUACUCCAAAUUUCUGGAAAUUGUCGAGAACCAUUUCUUUCAUCAAAACAGUCGAUUUUGACUGAUAAAAACAUUUUUUUUGAAAUUUGGUCAAAUGCAUAGGGGACUAUCCAUACUUUGUGAAUUGCCCUUCCUGACUAUAUUAGUCUGUCUAAAUUACUAGAUAAAUUACUUGUACAACAGCUCUGUAAACUAGAAUAAAGACAAUAAACAUGUAUGGACGUAUUCAUAAUUUUUUAUUUGAACAGAAGUGUCAAGGUUGAAACUUUUAUGUAAUGUUAGAAUUUGUGUGUAUUUUUACACCGAAAUGCGAAAUAUCGUUAAAGAUAUUGCAUUAAUUGUAUUUUAAUUUUUUAAUCAAAGAGUUAUUGUAGUGUGUAAUACAAUACGUCUUGAAUACGCUGAAUAGUUAACCAAGAUCGAUUUAUGAAAUUGCUACUUUUAGGUUAUGUAUAUAUAAAUAGCAUUGUACUUUGCAAUUUAAUGCUUUUUAUGUUAUAUACAAGCAAAUAAAUGUCUUUGGUCAGCACACGUUGGCAGACACCUCUGUUACAUUCGAUUGCCCUCGGGCGUCAGGUGUAUCUACUUGACUCCAGUCUCUUGAAUGCCUCGUCUAGUCUACUGCAAUCUUGUUUAACUUGUUGUAACACUUGUUCCUAAAAACAUAACAAUUUAAAAUUUUCAUGCGCCAUUUCUUACUUGACCAGUGUUUUGUCAGGUACCCCGGCCAGAGGACCUUUGGUGAUUCAUGAUGGAUAGUGGGAGCACUCUUGCA